GAGCAUUGCAAGUACUUACAACAUCGUGAUCAGUGCGUAUAUGGACAACAGCUCAACACCAUCAAAUCCCCCAGUGCACACUUGCAUAUUUUCUAGAGGAGCUUCACCUUCAGACACAUCAAAGAGUGCUCUCAUAUUCACGUCAUCACAAAAUAAAACAAAAAACAGGGAGCAUGGCUGGGCCAAUAAAACAUGUCAGUCAAUAAAAAUUGGUCAGUGUGGAACACGUCCAAGAGAAGACCACCAAUUUGGCGCUGUCAUGCGCAAACUCGAAGGCAUCGUGCUAACACGCUUUUGCCUUUUCUAGCAAUAAUUGCAGGAGCAGUUGCUUGUGUUGAGGCGCGCAGUUGGUGAAACAGCCGCCAUCCAAUUGAAAAGUAAAGAACAUGCCGCGGCCGUUAAGAGUGCCUUGGCAACUUUUUGAUGCCCCAAGGGGAUCCAUCAGCAUUUAUAGUGAUGUCAGGGCAGCCAGUCACAAAGGAUGACUGCCUUGACACCUGCUGGCUUCCUGCAAAGGUUAUGAAGGCCUAUUCGUGGGCAACCAACGCACCACUCAUUAGAGCAAGAGUCCACAAAGGCACCUGUUCUUCACCAAAUCGCAAUGUUCACUCAGGACAAUAUAACUCCCGCCUGCACAUGCGGCUUGCAUAUGGGAAGCUUUUGGCCAUCGAAGUGGCCUCAGAUUCUUGCUUCUUGCGAUAUCCACACCGACCCUUGAUGUGCCAGCGCUCAAUAGCCACCGUAGUCUUUUGCCCAGCACACGCAUUCUUCUCUGACAACAAGCAUCACAAAUGCAUUACUAAAUUUGAAAUUGUCUCUGCCAAUCGCAUCGAUCAUCGGGCCGAAACAGGCAUUGUUCGGGCAGCUUAUAUGGCUGCGCAAGCAGCCCCUUUGCACAUCGUUGCAAAACAGAUGCGCUGCCUUCUGCCUUCCCUGAGAGCCGCAGGCACCCCAGAGCAGUCUACCAUAAUCUGGCUACCUGAAUUGUCAAUAAGGAUUCCUGCUUCAUGCAGACAAGCCAGGUAAAUCAGAACAAUUUUACUUCGAGAGGGACCGGGCCUGCAAGCACCUGUCAUCCAGUCACACAUCUGACCCCCCAAUCAUAUAACAAUAUUGCAGCAGGAACAAUGCAAAGUCAAAGCUGCCCUAUGCACACAAGCCUCCUGCGUACUGGGACAGACGCCAGCACAGAAUAGAGAAUCCCAAGCACAGGACCCUUAUCACGGCCGCUCCUAGUCCCUGGCAAUUCCACAGGACAGGACGGCCAAAAGACACAGCAGCUGCUUUCACCACCAUCCAAUAAAACUAGAAUUCAGCCUAAGCACCAGCCCCACAUCACAGCAGCGCCUUCCUACGGCGUUGCAUGGCCCCCGGUGAGCCAAUUUAAGCGUUCACUUCACACGUGCAGCCCUGAUUCAGUCCACCUUC
This is a messenger RNA of Coccomyxa subellipsoidea C-169, 1428 nucleotides long. RefSeq lists its product as hypothetical. Bases 41 to 307 code for a protein of 88 amino acids. The transcript has a single exon. Lineage: Eukaryota; Viridiplantae; Chlorophyta; Trebouxiophyceae; Coccomyxaceae. The record is from RefSeq and is a predicted model, not a curated record.